AUGAGACACAUGAUCCUGGCCGCGCUCUGUAUCUGGAGCUGUAUACUGACCGUGACUCCGCUGCUUACUGAGGAACAAGUGGGAAGAGCGAACAACUUAAUCAACCAGAGGUUCACUUCGCGCUUUACCUAUCAGUACGCCUACUUUGUCAAGUUCACUAAGGAUGAAUGCAACCGAGGGUUAACAUAUGAGGUCUUACAGGAAGCUCUGAAAGGAGAGGACGCUGUCAAAAUCUAUGACAAAGUGAGCAACUACGGAAUCUAUGAAGGACAAAGAAUGGUCGUCUCUUCCUACCUGGAGCAAGAAAAAUUUGUCAUCCAUGCUGAAUAUCGCUUGUUGGAUCCCAACUUCAAUUCCCCGAUCACCCGUCUGCUGUCCCAUCAACCCACUGCCGGCUGUGCCAUAUUUUUUUCUUGGGACUCUCCAUGUGUAUCAAAAUGUUUACUACAUAAGGGGAAUUAUAAUAUUAUAGAUAAACUUCGAACCGUUAAUGCUCUUCCCGUUGACAGGGUAUUUGCUUUUGGGAAAGUGUUUUGGCAAGAUAAAGAGAGGCCAAAGGAGGAGGUCUGGGCUUCUUGGAGAUCCUUAGAUCAAUACAUUGGUUUAAUGCGCUGUGAUGCAAAUAACUGCAUUCACUGCUUUAUCAAUGGUGUUCAGGAAGACCGGUGUUAUAAUGAUAAAUCAUAUGAAAGAUUAUUAAUGGGCUAG
Messenger RNA from Hyla sarda, 708 nucleotides. RefSeq lists its product as uncharacterized. The record is from RefSeq and is a predicted model, not a curated record. NCBI's taxonomy places the organism in Eukaryota, Metazoa, Chordata, Amphibia, Anura, Hylidae. The coding region runs from base 1 to 708 and encodes 235 amino acids. The transcript is spliced from 2 exons.